Molecule: messenger RNA, 1377 nt
Organism: Chrysochloris asiatica (Cape golden mole)
Lineage: Eukaryota; Metazoa; Chordata; Mammalia; Afrosoricida; Chrysochloridae
Gene: MLKL
Product: mixed lineage kinase domain-like
Exons: 10
Biological process (GO): cell surface receptor signaling pathway; protein phosphorylation
Molecular function (GO): ATP binding; protein kinase activity
Source: RefSeq, a predicted model, not a curated record
AUGGAUACAUUGAAGCAGAUCAUCACCUUAGGCCAGCUCGUGUACAAUCAGUGUGAAGAAAUGAAGUGCUGCCGGCACCAAUGCCAGCGCCUGGGAAAUCGCAUCCAGCAUCUGCUGAAGCCUCUGCAGAUGCUCCAGGACCAAGGAGAGAAGAACCUGUCCGUACAGCUAACCGAUGCCCUGCACCAUUUCCAGACAAUCCUAGAAGAAGCUAAGAUGAGGAUAGAAAAGUUCAGCAAUAAAUCCAAUAUCCUGAAAUUUCUAAAGGCCAGGGAUGACAAAAUACUCUUUAGUGCCUUGAACAAGCGACUGGAAGAUGUCUCGCAGGAGCUCUUGCUGGUGCUUCAGGCUGAUCAACGGAAGCUUAUUUUAAACACCCUUCAUAGAGGGUCCUGGCAAGAGGAGGAUCAGCAGGAUGCAAAGGAAGACAUGGGUGCGUUUUGAAGAGUGGAGAGGCAAAUGGGAGAAAAUAUAGAAUUUUUGCUAAGGCAACUAGAAAAGAACAUUGAAACCUUGAGACAAUACUUACAGAAACCCAUGAAACAGCUCCCACAAGAACAGAUCAAGGAGAUUAAGAAGGAACAGCUCCUAGGUGCUCCAUGGAUAGAGCUAAGGAAAAAUGAAUACAGCACACUGUAUAAAGGAGAAUACAGCAAAUGUCCAGUAACCAUAAAAGUCUUCAACAACUCCCAGUCCAGCAUUGGACUAGUGAGGAGUACAUUCAAAAAUGAGAUCAGAACCAUGAAGAAAUUUGAUUCUCCCAACAUCCUGCGUAUAUUUGGGAUCUGCAUUGAUGAAACAGAGAAGCCCACUAAGUUCUGCAUCAUCAUGGAGCACUGUGACCUGGGGACCUUGAGGGAGCUGCUGGAUAAGGAACAGAAUCUCGAAUUUGGUGUGCGCAUCUUCCUAGCCCUGGGGGCAGCCAGAGGCUUGUACAGGCUGCACCAUUCUGCAGAACCGGAACUCCACAGAAACAUCAGCAGCACGAACUUCCUGGUCACAGGAGGCUACCACGUGAAGCUUGCAGGAUUUGAAUUGACCAAAACGCAGACUUCCAUCAGUGGGCAAGUUAAGGAAAAAAGAGCAGAGAGAGUCAAUUCUACAGCAUACUUCUCACCCCAGGUUCUGAAAAAUGUGUUUCAUAAAUAUGACGUAAAGGCUGAAAUAUACAGCUUUGGAAUCGUCCUCUGGGAAAUCGCCACUGGGAAUAUCCCAUUUCAAGGCUGUGGGUCAAGGAAGAUCCAAGAGCUGGUGAAGUCAGGAGGGUGCCCGGAGCCGCUGGGUGACGACUGCCCUUCAGAGCUGCAGGAGGUCAUCGAUGGGUGCCAAGCCUACGAGCCUGCAGAGCGGCCCUCUGUGGAUGGUUACCCGGCUUGA